AGUCCACGAUAAUGCAUUGUUGUUUGCGUGGUCUCUUUGAGGCCGUGAGGUUUUCUUCCUCGGCGUCAGAGAUAAUCUAAGCGGUGCAGAUGCGCCCUUGUCUUAUCAGAGCUAAAAAAUCGUCAAUGCAGAUGUUGUCCUGCCCAAUUCUCGUCCAAUCACUCGCUGUGGGCGGGGAGAAGGGUCGCUUUAAAAGUUGCGGCUGAUGUCAGAGAGAGCAGGAUCUACUGACCCACACAGAGAACUCCAAAGCCGACAUCAUGGUUGAAUGGACAGACUUCGAGCGUGCCACCAUCAUGGACAUCUUUUCUAAGAUCGACUAUGAUGUCGUGGGCCCCAGAGCUCUUUCCAGGUGUUUGGUCGUCUAUCCUUGGACUCAGAGGUACUUUGGAAACUUCGGUAACCUCUACAACGCUGCUGCUAUCAUUGCAAACCCAUUGGUUGCAAAACAUGGGACAACAAUCCUGCACGGUAUGGACAGAGCCAUGAAGAACAUGGACAACAUCAAGGAGACCUACGCCGAGCUGAGCGUGCUGCACUCCGAGAAGCUGCACGUGGACCCCGACAACUUCAAGCUGCUGUCUGACUGCCUCACCAUCGUGGUUGCUGCUCAGUGGGGCAAGGAAUUCACUGGUGAGGUCCAGGCUGCGUUCCAGAAGUUUCUAGCUGUGGUGGUCUCCUCUCUGGGCAGACAGUACCACUAGAGAGCUGUGACGGAAGACCGACUCAUGUGGAGCUUUUAUGGAGAACCUUUUUGUUUUUGUCUCAAAAACAAAUAAAACAACAAACAAAUUCAACAACUUAAUUGUGUUUGUAAUUUUACUUCAAAUCGAUCCCUGUGUCUUUAAGACAUAAUGAAAACAAAGUUCUGAUGACAGUUAAACUCAGG
Labrus bergylta (ballan wrasse) is the source of this 889-nucleotide messenger RNA. Its product is annotated as hemoglobin subunit beta-2. The record is from RefSeq and is a predicted model, not a curated record. Gene Ontology annotation, cellular component: hemoglobin complex; haptoglobin-hemoglobin complex; blood microparticle. Gene Ontology annotation, molecular function: oxygen binding; haptoglobin binding; heme binding. Gene Ontology annotation, biological process: hydrogen peroxide catabolic process; oxygen transport. Lineage: Eukaryota; Metazoa; Chordata; Actinopteri; Labriformes; Labridae.